GUUUCCUUUGCAACUUCAAACCACUAAGCAUUUCAUCUAGGAAUGAACUUGGGGAAAAAAAAAAGUUAUUUGUUGCCUGAUGGAAGCACGAGUCGUGUAUUGUGAUGGGUUGUCCUGCCCUGUGUGUGUGGCCGUCUCUGCUGUUGGCCAUUAUCAAGCGGCGGUUUUUGCCCCCAAGGACACGUGCGCGCUCUCUCUCUCUCUCUCUCUGCCACUCACUCACUCUUUCUGUGUACUGUACCACUAGCAGUAGUUUAGCUUUUCCAAAUCUCUUGACUGGUUCCGGCUAAUUCCCUGCCAAAACUAUCAGUGGAUUUCUUGCUUUUAAUCUCCCACAAUGCCUUAUUCGAUUAUUGUCAAAGCUCCCUGUCCCGCUCCUCGCUAGCUUUUGCUCUCGACUCAGAGCAAGCAAGCGGCUCAGUGCUAAAACACCGGACCAAUACGGGAUGGGAUGCGCCGAGUAGUGCGGCUGAGUCUGCCAGACUUGGGUGGCUCCUCCAAGGACAUGGGGCGGCUUCUCCUUUGCAUGCACCUGCUCAGCAUGAGCUGCGUCGUUGGGAACCAGCUGGGAGAAAUAAGGAUCUAUUCCGAAAAUAUCACCCAGAUAUUAGACCGUCUGCUGGACGGAUACGACAACCGACUGAGGCCAGGCUUUGGAGGGCCGGUGACAGAAGUCAAAACUGAUAUCUAUGUUACCAGCUUUGGUCCAGUUUCAGAUGUUGAAAUGGAAUACACUAUGGAUGUUUUCUUUCGUCAGACCUGGAUUGAUGACAGGCUGAAGUUUGAUGGGCCAUUUGAUAUCCUCAGACUCAACAAUCUCAUGGUUAGCAAGAUCUGGACACCAGAUACGUUUUUUAGAAAUGGCAAGAAGUCCAUCUCUCAUAACAUGACCACACCCAACAAGCUCUUUCGAAUUAUGCAGAAUGGUACAAUACUUUAUACAAUGAGGCUAACAAUUAAUGCGGCAUGCCCAAUGAGACUGAUGAACUUCCCAAUGGAUGGUCAUGCCUGUCCUCUGAAAUUCGGUAGCUAUGCUUAUCCCAAAAGUGAAAUCAUUUACACAUGGAAGAAAGGUCCUCUGCACUCUGUGGAGAUACCCCAGGAAUCAUCAAGUCUUCUUCAAUACGAUCUCAUUGGCCAGACAGUGUCAAGUGAGAUCUUAAAAUCCAACACAGGUGAAUACAUAGUUAUGACAGUUUAUUUCCACCUACAAAGGAAGAUGGGCUACUUCUUGAUUCAGGCUUAUAUUCCUUGUAUAAUGACAGUCAUACUUUCUCAAGUGUCUUUCUGGAUCAAUAAGGAGUCAGUUCCUGCCAGAACGGUGUUUGGUGAAUAUGCACUACAAGUAGUCUAUUUCCAUCUUGAGAGAAAACUAGGGUAUUAUCUCAUUCAAACAUACAUUCCAUGCUUCAUGACCGUAGUUCUGUCCCAGGUUGUGUUCUGGAUCAACAAAGAGUCUGUUCCUGCACGAACUGUAGCUGGCAUUACUACUGUUCUGACUAUGACCACCCUGAGCAUCAGCGCCCGGCACUCUUUGCCAAAAGUAUCCUACGCCACUGCCAUGGACUGGUUUAUAGCAGUCUGCUUUGCCUUCGUCUUCUCAGCACUUAUUGAGUUUGCAGCAGUUAACUACUUUACCAAUCUUCAGGCACAGAAGGCGGCGAGAAAAGCAGCCCAGGCAGCAGAGUUGGAGGCAGCAGCCGCAGCAUCUGAGGAGGAGACUGUCUCGCAAUCUGAUUCCAACUGCAACCUGAAGAAGAGGGGAAACUCCAUUGUUUCUCGUGGCGAUGUAUCCCUGGCAGAAAGUAUUCAAACCAUUUCACCUCCAAUACCGCAGUUUCUCCAGCAGGGCUCUGCAAUUCCUUCAAACCCCAAUGCACUUCUCACCGGGACCAGCACAAUAGACAAAUAUGCCAGAAUUCUGUUCCCAUUGUCAUUUGGAGCAUUCAACCUGGUUUACUGGAUAGUUUAUCUGUCAAAAGAUACCAUGGAGGCAUCUGGAAAAGCUUGAAGCAAUUGCCCUCCUUCAAAUACGACCUUCAAGGACAAAGACCACUAAGACAGACUAGGAUGAAUGAGAUGGAGCUCUUCCCCUUACUGUCACUUUCUGGUUUCUUUUUCAUUUUCUUUGACACAGGCAGCCACUGCCGUCCUGGCUUAAAUUGCUUCCUCCUAAGCAGUCCCCCUUAAGCACUCUAUGCAGUUUGCUUAAUGCUGGUAUUGUCCUUGUGCUGGGCGGUUUGUUCCGAUGCAUUUUGCUUUGUUGUUCGUACAAUGUGAGAUUUCAAAGACGGAGACGAAUGUGAAUUGAUUUGCCUGUGGGGCUCGUUAAGGUUUUUGUCCAGUGAACAAAUGCUGGAAAUUCUGAAGCAUCACCCUGUGGAGUCCAUCUCUGGCAUGAACAGUCUGGCUUCUAAAUGCCAGGAAAUUGUGACUGAAAUCAAAAUGCCGUCUGGCCAUAUUUCACCUCCAGGGGAUCAUGUCUAGGAUCACACUGUUGAGUGACCUACUGCUUUCAGGAUGCAAAUGAUUAGUAGGAAAAUGUUGCUUACUUAUUUUUGUGGAAACAGGUUCACAGGCCCAGUUAACAAUGGUCAAUCUCAGUUAUCUCUCUUUUUUCCUUCUAGUUUUAAUUAUUCCUUGUUUUCUUUAGAAGAAAAGUGCAAUCAAAAGUACAUUCUUCAAUCCCUGCUUCAUUCCCACCAUUAAAUUUUUUUUCUUCUCAGUCCCUUCAUCAUACAUCUUGUCAUGUUUUUGUGCAAGAACCUGUUAAAAAUUACCCUAUGAAUUCUCAUUUGAGUAACAAAUCUACUAUUGCUUCCAUCAGUUCUUUCAAAAAGUUGACUAAUGGGUGACAUCUUUCUAACUUUCAUGGCAACCCAAGAAAUAAGACAGGAAAUUUCUGUCCAGGGAAUGUGAAUAUUUGUGUGGUGCAUGCCUUUGAAGGUUUUAUUUUCAGAUAGAGCCAUUGUAUUUAACUGCACAAAUGGGAUACAAAUUAAAAAUGUGAAUGGCCA
Molecule: messenger RNA, 3017 nt
Organism: Erpetoichthys calabaricus (reedfish)
Lineage: Eukaryota; Metazoa; Chordata; Cladistia; Polypteriformes; Polypteridae
Product: gamma-aminobutyric acid receptor subunit alpha-6-like
Exons: 11
Coding region: 452-2011 (519 amino acids)
Biological process (GO): gamma-aminobutyric acid signaling pathway; monoatomic ion transmembrane transport; nervous system process
Cellular component (GO): GABA-A receptor complex; dendrite membrane; synapse
Molecular function (GO): benzodiazepine receptor activity; inhibitory extracellular ligand-gated monoatomic ion channel activity; GABA-A receptor activity
Source: RefSeq, a predicted model, not a curated record